UAAUGAAAAGGCGUCUAAACAGCAACCGACGCAGAAAGUAAAACUACUUCAAUAAUAGUGUUGGCGACAGUAGCAUAGACAAGUCAACAUGGCUGAUUCACCAGCUGAUGGUGAUGGAGGAACGCCGGGGAAGAGUCCUGCCUCAUCCAAGCUGGACCAAUUAUCAAGGGAAGAUAUGACAAAGUUUGUCAAGAAGCAGAUGUUGAUGUUACAAAAGAGCAAAGUCAAGAUUGACGAAUUGACAAAGAAAAUGACCGAACUUGAGGCAAGCAAGUCGUCGGGCGGGGAUGAUGCUGCACAGAAGGAUAAAAUUCAGAAGCUAGAGGAGGAGCUGAAGACACUGGAGCAGGAGAAGGCAGACAUGUUGUCAGCUUACCAAGCCGUACAGCAAGCCCAGGAACAGUCCAUUUCUAAGUUUGAGAAUUUGAGCUGGAGUUUUCAUGGAGUUCUAGCUAGCUGUCCGCGGUCUCCUGACUCCAAACCACCCACCUAA
Mizuhopecten yessoensis (Yesso scallop) is the source of this 493-nucleotide messenger RNA. Its product is annotated as GRIP and coiled-coil domain-containing protein 2-like. The coding region runs from base 89 to 493 and encodes 134 amino acids. The record is from RefSeq and is a predicted model, not a curated record. The transcript has 6 exons. Lineage: Eukaryota; Metazoa; Mollusca; Bivalvia; Pectinida; Pectinidae.